GGCGGGCGGCCAAGCGGCGCGGCACUGGGACGCAGCCCUCGGCCUCAAGAACCGACGCGAGAGUGCCCGCUGGCCCAGUUCAGUCAGAGGCUCCGGUCGUAUCCCGGGGGGUGCUAGAGCUAGAAGCGUCAGGGCUCAGGCUGGGGUGCGAGUUCGCGGUGUGCGUGUGAAGCCGAGGAUAGGGCCGGUGCUUGUGAGCCUGGUUGGAGGGGGGACCUGGGUCGGCUGAGGCGCUUGGGAUGAGCCAAGUGGGCUGAGAGGUGAGAGUCUGGGGUAUGUGUGAGAGUGUAUGCCAGAUAGGCAAGUUGGGAUUUGGGAGUGUUGGAUGUGUGGUCUAGACGGGUCUGGCAUGGUGAUGAGGGAAGAGGUUUCCAGGAGUGAAUGAGCUAGAACGGGAACCGAGAGCUUAUUUAUUUCAUGACUGGAUGGAAGGGGGAGAGAGUUUCUGGAGGAGCAGGGAGUUGGGGAGAGUUGGUUUCCCCUGAGAGGAGUUACUUCUCUGAGUUGCCUUCGUGGAAGAAAGGGGCAAAGGAAAACCAGAGACCUGGAGGAAGAGGAGGACGACAGUAGUUCAGAUAUCUCCUUCUCGCUCUCAUCAGAAGCGUCUGAGAUGGAGCCUGAAGAAGAACGGAUUCGUUACAGCAAAAGACUGCGUGGUGCUAUGAGACGGCGCUAUGAGGACGAUGGCAUCUCGGAUGAUGAAAUUGAGGGCAAGCGUACAUUUGACCUUGAAGAUAAACUUACCACAAACAAAUUUAAUGCCAACUUUGUAGUCUUCAUGGAAGGCAAAGAUUUUACUGUGGAAUACAUUCAGCGUGGAGGCUUAAGAGACCCUUUGGUCUUCAAGAACUGUGAUGGGCUUGGAAUAAAAAUGCCAGAUCCAGACUUCAGUGUGAAUGAUGUACGACUCUACGUCGGGAGUCGGAGGAUGGUGGAUGUCAUGGAUGUGAACACACAAAGGGACAUUGAGAUGACUAUGGCACAGUGGGCACGCUACUAUGAAACUCCAGAGGAAGAGCGGGAGAAGCUCUAUAACGUAAUAAGCCUGGAGUUUAGUCAUACCCGGCUUGAGAACCUCGUGCAGAGACCAACUACGGUGGAUUUGAUUGAUUGGGUUGACAACAUGUGGCCAAGGCAUCUGAAGGAAAGCCAGACAGAAUCAACAAAUGCCAUUCUGGAUAUGCAGUAUCCAAAGGUGCAGAAGUACUGUCUGAUGAGUGUCAAGGGCUGCUAUACUGAUUUCCAUGUGGACUUUGGUGGCACUUCUGUAUGGUAUCACAUUCACAGAGGGGGAAAGAUCUUCUGGUUAAUUCCACCCACCCCCCAGAACCUGGAAUUGUAUGAAAAUUGGCUGCUCUCGGGGAAACAAGGGGACAUCUUUCUUGGUGACAGAGUGUCAAAUUGUCAACGUAUUGAACUCAAACAGGGUUAUACCUUUGUUAUACCUUCAGGUUGGAUCCAUGCAGUGUACACUCCUAUGGACACCCUAGUUUUUGGGGGUAAUUUUCUCCACAGCUUCAACAUCCCUAUGCAGCUACGGAUCUACAGCAUAGAAGACCGCACACGGGUCCCAAAUAAGUUUCGCUAUCCUUUUUAUUAUGAAAUGUGCUGGUAUGUACUAGAGCGCUAUGUCUACUGCAUCACCAGUCGUUCCCAUCUGACAAAGGACUUUCAGAAGGAGUCGCUCAAUAUGGAUAUGGAGCUGUGCAGCUCGGAGUCAGGAAAUGUGGAUGAAGAUGAUGCUGCAUCAGGGAAGGACUCACGCCGCCCAGUCACCAGACGCUCAGUCCUCACCAGCCCUGUGGCCAAUGGUGCUAAUCUAGACUAUGAGGAGUUGGGCAGAAGCUGUCGGAAUUUGCCAGGUCUCAAGAGAACUCUGUCCAUGGAUUCUGAGUCCAGCCGUGGCUCUCACAAUGGCCAGGCCUGGGACUCUCACAGCAACAGUCCUCAUAAAGGCAAGAAGGUACACCUGACACAAUUUGAGCUCGAGGGUCUGCGCUGUCUUGUAGACAAGUUGGAGUCUUUGCCUCUACACAAGAAGUGUGUGCCUACAGGCAUAGAAGAUGAAGAUGCCCUUAUUGCAGAUGUUAAGCUGCUGCUGGAGGAAUACGCAAACAGUGAUCCCAAACUGGCAUUGACUGGAAUCCCUAUUGUCCAGUGGCCGAAGAGGGAUAAGCUCAAACUUCAGACUCGGCCAAAGUUAAGAUUACCUACCAUCCCUAUCACCAAGCCACACACCAUGAAACCAGCUCCACGGCCUGCAACUGUGAGACCCACAGUCUCUCCUAUAGUAUCUGGUGCACGCAGAAGGCGGGUGCGAUGUCGUAAAUGCAAGGCCUGCCUGCAGGGUGAAUGUGGCAUGUGCCAUUACUGCAGGGAUAUGAAGAAGUUUGGGGGGCCUGGUCGUAUGAAGCAGUCUUGUAUAUUGCGGCAGUGCUUGGCGCCCAGACUGCCUCACUCUGUCACGUGUGCACUUUGUGGGGAAGUAGAUAAGACUGAGGAUUCACAGAACUUUGAAAAGAAGUUAAUGGAGUGCUGCAUUUGCAAUGAAAUUGUUCACCCUGGCUGUCUACAGAUGGACGGGGAAGGGCUACUGAAUGAUGAAUUGCCCAACUGCUGGGAAUGUCCGAAGUGCUACAAGGGAGAUGAGUUGGAGAAAGGCCAGAGAGUCCACCAGCAAAUAAACACUGGCAUCCUGAGGAAAAAAACAGUGUUGAGAGGGCAGCAGCAUCAACUUUCAUCUACUAAACAGCGAAAGUACUUUCGGUGGCAGAAGCUGACCAUGUUGCCCCAGCAGAAAUAUGGUUACAAGAUCCUGCACAGAGCUGUGCCUGCUAUCCCAGCAAAGAGCAUCCCAGUGAAGAAGCGGAAAAUGGAUGAUGGCGAUGAUGACACAGUCCAAGCCAAAGUCCUGCGCCCCUUGCGAAGCUGUGAGGAACCUCUAACUCCACCACCACAUUCGCCUACCCCAAUGCUGCAGCUGAUCCAUGACCCAGUGUCUCCACGGAGCAUAGUGACACGGUCCUCUCCAGGGGCAGGUCCUAGUGACCAUCAUGGCGCUGGCCGUGAUGAACGUUUCAAGAGGCGCCAACUGCUUCGGCUGCAAGGCACAGAACGCACAGUGGUGCGGGAAAAGGAGAAUAACCCUAGUGGCAAGAAAGAGCUUUCAGAGGUAGAAAAAGCCAAGCUCCAUGGCUCUUAUCUAACUGUCACAUUACAAAGACCUACCAAAGACAUGCAUGGCACUUCCAUUGUGCCCAAGCUGCAGGCGAUCACUGCCUCCUCCACCAAUCUGCGUCACUCGCCCCGUGUGGUCAUGCGCCAAAGUUCAGCCAGAACUCCCCAACGGGGUGGAGAUGAAGAAGCCGCUGACGAGGAAGAGGAUGAUGAAAGUGCAGAUGAGGACGAUGAGAGUUCUGAGGAGAACGGGGCAGCCAGACUGAAUGGCCAAGGGGGUAGGGCACCUGAGGGUGAGGAGAUCUGGAUGCAGAAGGAAGUGUGGAUGUCAGUCUUCCGCUAUCUUACUCAUAAGGAGCUCUGUGAAUGUAUGCGUGUGUGCAAAACGUGGUACAAAUGGUGUGGUGACAGGAGACUAUGGACGAAGAUUGACUUGAGCAGGUACAAGUCUAUCACACCCCAGGCUCUGGGUGGCAUUAUCAGGAGGCAGCCAGUCAGCCUGGACCUCAGCUGGACCAAUAUUUCCAGAAAACAGCUUACCUGGCUGAUCAACAGACUACCAGGCCUCAAAGACCUCAUCUUGGCAGGCUGCUCCUGGUCAGCAGUAUCUGCUCUCAGUACCUCCACAUGCCCACUUCUCAGGACCCUCGAUCUUCGGUGGGCAGUAGGAAUCAAGGAUCCUCAGAUUCGGGACUUGCUCACACCUCCAUCAGAUAAACCCAGUCAAGACAAUCGCAGCAAACUCCGUAACAUGACAGACUUCCGGUUGGCUGGGCUGGACAUUACUGAUGCCACACUACGGCUCAUCAUCCGCCACAUGCCUCUGCUCUCCCGACUUGAUCUUAGUCACUGCAAUCACCUUACAGACCAGUCAGCCAACUUACUAACAGCUGUGGGGUCUUCCACACGCAACUCACUCACUGAAAUCAACAUGGCAGGCUGCAAUAAGCUCACAGACCAGUCCCUUCUAUACCUACGGCGCAUCUCUAAUGUCACCCUGAUUGACCUGCGAGGCUGCAAGCAGAUCACCCGCAAGGCCUGUGAGCACUUCAUCUCAGAUCUGUCAAUCAACAGCCUCUACUGCCUAUCUGACGAGAAGCUAAUUCAGAAAAUCAGCUAGAGAUUUGCCACAGAGAGACUGAAGAGAAGGAAAGAUUCCAGACAACCCCUCUUGGAGAGCAGACCUCCCCACCCCACACACACCAUUUCCCCCACUUCUAUAGGCAGGGACAAGGCUGACCUGAUUGCAGUCACAAUGUCCCUCCCCACUUGGGAUUUCUGCAAACCAGAAAGCCCCACCAGGCAAAUCAGCAUUUGAGGAAGUGGCAACAAGAGAUUGCUGAAUGGGUGCUCUUGUGGGGUACUUGCUUAGCAGCUACACGCUCUAACUUUUUGUGGGGUUUUUUGUAGCAACGUUUUCAGGGGAAAUAUGUCCCUUCUCUUUUCUGCCUCACCUGCCCCCAUGAAUCCCAUAAAAACACAUUUCACUUCCUCAUCCGAUUAUGGGGACAUCACACCUGGAUGAUGUACAGCAGGUGCACACCUGUUCCCUGUUGCCCUGCUGUUCUGGUAUGCGAUUGUUCCGAAAGUCACUGGGCUGGGAGUGACCUCUCCCUGCCUGCCAUACUCUGCUAAGCUUCCUUUUCUUGCCCUUCAGCAGCUGAAUGGGCAGUUGAUGCUUUGUGCUGAUGACUCGGAGGCCCACAGUAGCAGUGUUUCUUACGUCAUGAGGGGAUCUCCAUGUGGCCUUGCGUUAGCCUGCAGGCACCUUCCAACUUCAGGCUAGUGGGGGAAUGGCUGAGCUUUCACUUGGAGGCAGCCAUGUUCUUGUCGUAAGCUUCCCCAAGAGGGAGGCCAAGCAGGUAUGUCUUACCUUUCCUAAUCUGAAAAGAUGGCAAUGUUUGUAGAGGGAAGACUGCAGCAGAGCUUGAAGUCUUGAGAGGCAUCUAGUGGGAUUUCUCACACCAGCGGAAAUGGUCUCUGCUUGUCCCAUGUUCUGCAGUCUGCUGAAACAAGCACUCUCGGAGAAGAAAUGCCUACAUCUUGGGUGCAUAGCUGUUGGCUCUUGAGACGGGUGAAUGCCCCCAUUAGCUGCCUCUCUUCCUUUGCAAUGAAUGGCCGGUCCAAAGAACUUCUCUCUUGGGCAGCAGAGAGCUUUUUGCACUUUAGAAAGAAAGGUAAUAUUUUGGGUCCCUAUUUUAUUUCCCUCUGCCUGAGUGACUGGACUCUCCUUCCAGCUGUCUGAGCUUGUCAGGGUUUGAAUGCACACUUUGCACUCUGCUCUCUUCCCCAUAGUGAUAGCACAAAUUAGACCGCCCUUCACCCCGCCUCCCCCUCUGAGCCUCGUUUGGGAGAAAAGAGCUCUCCGGUGUCUGUGCAGCAAGGGAAAAGAGGAGAGCAAUUGCAGAAUCAGAGGAAAGCCCAAUGCACCCUUGCUGCUUCUGAAGCAAUAAGGGAGGGGGAGGAAUCCACCCUGUCGCUCUCCAAAUUCCCCAGGCCAAUUGCAUUGAACACUCUGGCACCUAAACCUCGGGGAAGAGCAGCUUCCCCUGGUGUGUUGGGGAUGGGGUGGGGGAUAUAUAUUUAGAUCUGUUGAAACCCAGAGGUUCCCCCUCACCUAUGAGGAGCAGGCUUCUUUGCCGAGAGGACAAUGCUAGUGUGAUGAGUUCCAGAGUGCCUCAGUACACAGGAGCUUUACUGCAAAUUGAAUUUUUCUGCAAAAAUGCCCACUGAUUCAUCUCCUGGAAGUGGAAACUUUCUGCCUUGUUGGCUCCUGUGGAAAAAGAAAUUGUAGAAUCAAUCCCUUGGUUUUUUGUGUGUUUUCUUUCAAAAGAGGAAGGUGAGAAUAGCCAUAAAUAGGAGAUUCAAGUGCAUCUGCCCAGAUAACUCCCACCUUGGAGAAGUUUAUGCUCUGAGUAUUUUAUUUUAUUUUAUUGGACUCAAAAGUGGGAGCACCUUCACAACUCUCCAUAUGCAUUGGUCAGCCUGAGGAGUGCUGAACUGCGGCAAGUUGGGAGCAUUAGACUGGGAGGAAUUUCGUCCUGCAUCCAGGGGGAUGAAACAAGCAGCAGACUGACUGGGGAGGGUAGAGUUGUGGAUUUAGGUUUUGCUGUCCUACAGCCUUCUCAAAUGACUGUGGCUUAAGAGACUUAAAAGCAAAUUGUGAAAUUUUAUUACCUAUACUGGCCACCACCUCGGAGGGCAAGUGGUGACGUAAAGGAAAGAGAAAUUAUAUAUAAAAUCACUUAGUGAUUUAAAAAAACAAACACCCUUCUCCCUAAAUAAAACUCCCUAAAGAAAGUCACUAUUGUUUAAAAGGGUUUGGUUCUUUUGUGUUUUGUUUUGUUUUUUUGAAGAAAUUGUAAAUAUAUAUUUUUUGUUGCUAA
This is a messenger RNA of Hemicordylus capensis (graceful crag lizard), 6563 nucleotides long. RefSeq names its product lysine demethylase 2A (gene KDM2A). Lineage: Eukaryota; Metazoa; Chordata; Lepidosauria; Squamata; Cordylidae. The record is from RefSeq and is a predicted model, not a curated record. Gene Ontology annotation, molecular function: DNA binding; zinc ion binding; transcription coregulator activity. The coding region runs from base 611 to 4297 and encodes 1228 amino acids. The transcript is spliced from 23 exons. Gene Ontology annotation, biological process: regulation of transcription by RNA polymerase II; protein demethylation.